Molecule: messenger RNA, 522 nt
Organism: Vicugna pacos (alpaca)
Lineage: Eukaryota; Metazoa; Chordata; Mammalia; Artiodactyla; Camelidae
Source: RefSeq, a predicted model, not a curated record
UUCCUCUUCAUUGCCAUUGCCAUCCUGUUUUCAGUGGCUCUGACGGGGAACAUCACACUGAUUCUUCUCAUUCGAAUGGAUCCCAGACUCCACACUCCAAUGUACUUUCUCCUCAGUCAGCUCUCUUUCAUUGACAUGAUGUACAUCUCCACCACUGUGCCCAAGAUGGCAGUUAACUUUCUGUCCAAUAGUAAGACCAUCACUUUUCUAGGCUGUGGGAUUCAGACAUUUGUGUUCACGGUCCUUGGCGGAACUGAAGCCCUUCUUCUUGGGUUCAUGUCUUAUGAUCGCUACGUGGCCAUCUGUCAUCCUUUACGUUACCCUGUGCUCAUGAGCAAGAGGAUCUGUUGGUUCACGGUCACGUGUGCGUGGACCAGUAGUUCUCUGAACUCUUUAAUACAUACGGUGUAUGUAUUUCAACUUCCCUUCUGUCCAUCUCGACUCAUCAACCACUUCUUCUGUGAAGUCCCAUCCCUGUUGCCAUUGGUGUGUCAGCACACUUCUCAGUAUGAACAUACGAUC